Rhincodon typus (whale shark) is the source of this 5204-nucleotide messenger RNA. RefSeq names its product coiled-coil and C2 domain-containing protein 1A-like. Gene Ontology annotation, molecular function: RNA polymerase II cis-regulatory region sequence-specific DNA binding; DNA-binding transcription repressor activity, RNA polymerase II-specific. Gene Ontology annotation, cellular component: nucleus. The coding region runs from base 42 to 347 and encodes 101 amino acids. The transcript has 5 exons. The record is from RefSeq and is a predicted model, not a curated record. Gene Ontology annotation, biological process: regulation of transcription by RNA polymerase II. Lineage: Eukaryota; Metazoa; Chordata; Chondrichthyes; Orectolobiformes; Rhincodontidae.
UUGGCAGCAAAUCAACCUUUCCUCUGCACAGCUUCAACAUAAUGAAGUUUGAUAAGGAGCGAAUAGAAAGGAAGAUCCACACAUGCAAACAGGAUCACAAAGCUCCUCCAAAGGACCUCCUGGAUCAGCAUCGGGAGCUUACACAGCGGAUCCAGUGGCAGAAAUCGCAGCUGGAUCGCCGGGACCCUGCAGUUCUGAAAGAAUAUGUGACCCAGCUGGAGAGAUAUGUACACUACUACACAGACGCAGCUAAACGACUAGGCACAGAAGGGAAUCGAGAUUUAGCUAAAGAAGCAUUAUACAAGAGGAAGUUGGUGGAUGAUGAGCUGCAAAGAUUCAGACGAUAAGGACUGCAGUGUUUGGAUCGGCGCCACGUCCUUGCUCUCAGUCUGCAGUAAACACUUGUGGCAUUUAAAUUACACCAUGUAUGUCCAGAAAAAUACUCAACUUUCAGGACUGUUGGAUGAAAAAAAUCCAAUUAACCGCUCUGCAAGCAGUCUACCUUGAAGCUCCUCUAUAUCCCUCACAAGUGGGAUAUGGAGCCGGACAAUGGAAAGUACUAUAGACAACGCUAUCCAACUGGAAAUCGAAAUACCAAGAAUUCUGUGGAGCGGGAGCUAUGCAGGAGGUGCUGAAGGAUGUCCUCAACUGAGGUUGAAAUGUACAGCUGAAUCACACCAUAUCCUUCUUGCGUUCCUAGGGUUAUAUUUUCCCUCUCCCCUUGCAACUCCACCCCCACUCUGCAGCCCCAGACCUGUAGGUGGGUGUCUGAUACUACCCCGUCAAGUAACGUGAAAUAAUUUCUGAUCAUGAUAAGAUGCUUCUUUUUAUUCAAUAAUUAUAGUGCAAAAAAAAAAUUUCAUCAGCCCUGUCUUCAAGCCCCACUAGCAAUGCCUCUAAUUGUCCAAUGUGGGAGAUCGAAAGAUUCUACUGUACCCAGUUUUGAUUCAAUUUUAUUUCAUGGGAUUGUGGUUUUAUUUCAGUUUGGUGUUCGGAGUUUGAAUUCUGCAGGUCCAAUUAAGUUUUUAUUUUCUUCACCCCGCCCAACCUCCGCCCCCCCCCCCCCCCCCCCCCCCCGCAAAUAUCAAAAGCAGUGGCCUUAACUUUGUGUCCUAGCUGCUGACAUAAUUUGAAAGAUCUCCCCGUAUCCAGCUGCAAUUUUGUGGGGUGGGGCUUCUUGUAACGCUGCCCUUUCUGCUGAGACUGGAGUGCAGUUGGGCUGGGGAUUGUCAGGUGAAGUUCAACUCCUCUUCACAAGUUUUGUGUGCGAGUUGGUGACCCGUGAGGGUCCUGCAAACAUUGGGGCUGCAGACUUGAUGGAACAGCACUAACAUUUCUUUGUUUUAAAACCCGUGUUUCCAAGGGAAAAUGGCAGGAAAGAGCAGUGACUGAAAUGACAGUGAAACGAACCUGCCCACUGACGUAUGGGGUAGCAGAAUGCUGGAAUCACUGGCCCUCAAAAUUAAACAGUCUCCACAUGGCACUGCAGGUCCUAGCUGUAAUCCUAAGUAGCUGAGUGGUGGCUUUAAGGCGAAGUGCACAAUUUUUAAAUUGUUCGCCUUGGUGCUCUGCUCGUGUGGGUUAGGCAUAUGGGUGGGAAGGUGCAUGGGAAGAACAUUCUCUCAUCAAUGUAAUAACUGAAGGUAACAUUUGUCUCCAUUUGAAGUUUGUUUUUUAUUUGUUGCUUGCAGUCAGUUACUUUGAAAUCAUGACUGAAUCACUGCCCUAGUGGCACUAUCCACUUAUGAUUAUAUUUGUAACGUAAAUUUGACUGUGGAAGAGCAAAAUUCUGUGACAAUGAAUUGGGUUGUUAUUAUAGAACAGGACUGAGAGUUUAGUCAGGACUUUACUCACUGUCCAGGGGUUUGGGUGAGGUUACAUUAGAAUUUUAGCUUUAAGUUUUAAAUUUCUGAAAAUCAUUAAUUUAGGGAUGCAUUAUUAAACAUUGAGAUUCCUUUUACACCUUGCACAGAUUGUGUUCCAGGAAGGCUGUUCUGCUGUUCAGCAUAAAGCGGUUUUGAUUAUUUUCUUAAUUUCUUCUUUCAAAGCCCAGACCAAUGAUGUGCAGCUCUGUUGGCUGACGAUCUCUGGUAUCUUGGCCAGCUAAUUAUUAUUUACAUAGAAGCCCAGAUAGUUAGCGAUGAGUGUGUUUGUUUUUUUUUCCUUGUUGGGAGGGAUUCCAGGCAGGUCCUGACCACCAGCAAACCCACCCCCAUCAAGCCUGUUGAUUUCCAGUGUGCACAAGGAUUGGGCUGGGAUGGCAGAUGGAGUUUGCUUGUACAGUCGCCCUCUUUCCCACCAUGUUAUUCAGGAAUCCUGUUGUCCUUUGGCCAAUCAAAAACGGUCCACAGUGGUUUCAUUGAAAUUUGAAAGGAAGAGGGAGGCACGAGAACUGAGAUGAGGUUCAGCCUGAACAGAGCCUGAUUGUGAGAUCAGAUGGAAGUGUAGCUGACCCUUUCUUUGCUUUCCAACUCUUUGUUUCUAUGCAAACAGUGCAGGUGUGGGGGAACCUUGUGAAGCAUCCGCCACCGCUGACCAUCUCCCAAGCCAGCUUUGGUUGUAGAAAAUGAUCACAACUCGGGAUGUUAUCAAAUGUAUUUGUGAAGCCUUAAGAGUGCAUAGUAAAAGCACCAGAGUAUUUAUUUAAAAAGCUUUAAUUUGGCAUUGAAGUGCAUAGUGACCGAGAUUGUAGUAUAUUAGGUAGUGGGCAAUGCCUCCGUGUAUGCGCACACAUGUAUGCGUGUCUAUAUAGCAUGUGAAUGUAUAUGUGCACACUUAUUGUAUUGCACACAUGUGUAAUGAAUGGACUGCCACUGGGACCAUAACAGAAUUAAUGGUUCAGAUGUUGGAGAUGAUGAUAAAGCACAUCUACAUGAUUAGGUUUCUGGUUCAAUGCAUUGUUUUACAGGAAGCGAUUCUUGGUGUGUCCCUCAAGAAAUUUCAGGACAAGAAUACUAUGUUGGAUCUGUGCUCACCUGGUUUAGGUUCUUAAGACCAUCACUAGGAACAGAAAUAGGCCAUUCAGCCAACCAAACCUGGUCUACCCUUCAGUACGAUCAUGUGGACCUGAUUGUGGUCUCAGCGACACUUUUUCCUUGUUUGUACCCAUAACCGUUCCCUCCCUCAACUAUCAAAAAUCUUUCAAACUCCGCCUUGAAUCUGUCCCAAUGACCCAGCCUUCGCUGCUCGUUGGGGAACAGAGUUCCAAAGGCCAAUGACCCUUUAAGUAAGGGAAUUUGUCCUCGUGCUCCUUGUCUUAAAUGGGUGACAACUUUUACUGAAACAGUGCCCUCCACUUCUUGAUUCCCCCAGAAGAGAAAACAUCCUCUCGGCAUGUACCCUGUCAAGGCCCCUCCAAAUCUUGUAUUUCUAUAUGAUCACCGCUGUCUUCCAAACUCUGUUGGGUACAGACAAUCAACUUCCUCUUUCUUCAUUUCCAGGAAUCAGCCGGCCGACCUUUCUCUGCACUGUUUCCAAUACAAGUUCCUUGAGUAAUAAGACCCAAGAUGUACAUGGUACUCGGGUGGAUUUUUUUAAUCAACAUCCUGUACAGUCGUAGUAAGCCUUCCCAACUUUAUACUUCCUCCUGUAAAAAUAGGACAACAUCCCAGAUGCCUUCCUAAUUAUUUGCUGUACCUGCGUGCUCUGUUUCUUUUUGUGCGUCAUGCACAAGGACACCAGAUCCGUCUCUGGUGUGGCAUUCUGCUGUCUCUUUUUCCUCUCUCUUUAAAUAAUAGUUGACGGGCCAGAAUUGGUGCUGUGCAGCAACUGACACCUCUUUUCCCCCCCCCCCCCCCCACCCCAAUCAGUGCUUUGUGAAAUGAGAAGAUGAAGGGCUGAUGUUUCAACUGUAGACUGUCUCACUCCAAGUCAGUGCUCCUGCAAGAUCAAUGCCAUGCUACUUAUUCCUCAUUUUCCAGGCACUGCUGUAUAGUUCCAUCAUUUUCUGUUUUUCGCUCAAGCAGAGGGUGAGCCAGCCAAAGGAAUUUGGGUCAAUAGGUUUGAGCUAUUUAGGGAGGAGAUUUGGUUUGAGACAUUCCUAUAUUCCAGAAAUAUAAUGUGUAAAGCACUGCACUUAAUAUUUUACUGAGCAGACAUGACAGUUUUUUUACCAGGUCCCAAUUGGUUUGUAGAGUAAAUAAUGCUGUGAUGACAAGAGUGAAAGGUCAGCAUCAAUCUCAUCCAACAAUUAAACGUGCUCACUAUCAGACUUAGUUUUGCAAUUUAUCGUGGUUAAUCCUCCAACCUGCUCUGACUGUGAUUGUCCAACUGAUGGGUCAGGGCAGUGGGGGGUGCGUAGAGAGGGCUGGGUGACCCUCAUAGAGUGUGGUAGCCACCCAGGAGGUUUUCUAUAGUCACUCGGGAUGAUUCCUUUCCCUUUCACUGCUCAUUUGGAGAGAGGCACACAGCAAAGGCUGCCGAUAGGACAGCUGUUUGGUGAAAUUACUGCAUUCUGGAAUAUGCUGGACGUCCCCCAACCCAUCCCUUUCUAUAUGUGAUGUGAUGCACCUGACUGUACACCAUACAGAAUUGCAAGGACUGCCCUGGGCUGAGGGGUGGAUGCCCCCCUCCUCACCAUCCCCACCGUGGGUAGGGGCUAAGGUAUUUGUGUUGAGGCGCACCUAUCUAUUCCCUGAUUGGGUAAUCCAAUGAUGGACUCCCCUGGCAUUGCUGUUGAAUCGUUAAGAAAAGGACUGACAUUGCCCCAUCUGCCUUCCAUUUCGGGUCUCGGUGGCACUCUCCCAGCUAACCUGCCACCUUCGAUAGCAACUGUGCCAGGCAAGCAAUGAAUACAUCCUGCACAAAAAUCCAGCAAAACAUACCCCGUGAGCUUUAAUCGUUUCAUAAACAGGCAGAAUUUAUUUUUUCUUUAAAAAUCUGGCUCUCCACCCCCUGUCCCUGUUAAGGAAGAGCGUCCACUGCCACCAACUUGAAUGGGCUUGUUAUAACAGUAGCACAACAGGACUGAUACAGGCCUAACCUGUGGUCACAGCAAGUGUUCUUCAUGUGAAUGUUAUCUUGUGUUUUGCACAGAUUCCUGCACAAUGCCUUUUAUUUCCAAUUCCAGGAAGAGGAUGGGGUUAUUUUAGAAUCUGGUGAAGUGCCUGGUAACUGUGUACUUGAAUGUCUUACAGAUUGGAAUGUACUGUGUAAAGUGGCGAUGAUAUUGAUUGCUGUUCGUUCUUAAUAAAGGGAUACAGGAA